AUGACAUGCUGGGGUUUUUCAAUUCCUGCUUCAACUAGUGGGGCAGGCAGAGGAAACAGUGGGGCAGGCAGAGGAAACAGUGGGGCAGGCAGAGGAAACAGUGAAGCAGGCAGAGGAAACAGUGGGGCAGGCAGAGGAAACAGUGAGGCAGGCAGAGGAAACAGUGAGGCAGGCAGAGGAAACAGUGGGGCAGGCAGAGGAAACAGUGAGGCAGGCAGAGGAAACAGUGGGGCAGGCAGAGGAAACAGUGGGGCAGGCAGAGGAAACAGUGGGGCAGGCAGAGGAAACAGUGAGGCAGGCAGAGGAAACAGUGGGGCAGGCAGAGGAAACAGUGAGGCAGGCAGAGGAAACAGCGGGGCAGGCAGAGGAAACAGUGGGGCAGGCAGAGGAAACAGUGAGGCAGGCAGAGGAAACAGUGGGGCAGGCAGAGGAAACAGUGGGGCAGGCAGAGGAAACAGUGAGGCAGGCAGAGGAAACAGUGAGGCAGGCAGAGGAAACAGUGGGGCAGGCAGAGGAAACAGUGGGGCAGGCAGAGGAAACAGUGAGGCAGGCAGAGGAAACAGUGGGGCAGGCAGAGGAAACAGUGGGGCAGGCAGAGGAAACAGUGAGGCAGGCAGAGGAAACAGUGGGGCAGGCAGAGGAAACAGUGAGGCAGGCAGAGGAAACAGUGGGGCAGGCAGAGGAAACAGUGGGGCAGGCAGAGGAAACAGUGGGGCAGGCAGAAGAAACAGUGGGGCAGGCAGAGGAAACAGUGGGGCAGGCAGAGGAAACAGUGGGGCAGGCAGAGGAAACAGUGGGGCAGGCAGAGGAAACAGUGGGGCAGGCAGAGGAAACAGUGGGGCAGGCAGAGGAAACAGUGGGGCAGGCAGAGGAAACAGUGGGGCAGGCAGAGGAAACAGUGGGGCAGGCAGAGGAAACAGUGAGGCAGGCAGAGGAAACAGUGAGGCAGGCAGAGGAAACAGUGGGGCAGGCAGAGGAAACAGUGGGGCAGGCAGAGGAAACAGUGGGGCAGGCAGAGGAAACAGUGGGGCAGGCAGAGGAAACAGUGAGGCAGGCAGAGGAAACAGUGAGGCAGGCAGAGGAAACAGUGAGGCAUGGCUUACAAGAGUGUCCAAGAGAUGA
Molecule: messenger RNA, 1122 nt
Organism: Biomphalaria glabrata
Lineage: Eukaryota; Metazoa; Mollusca; Gastropoda; Planorbidae
Product: spidroin-1-like
Exons: 1
Coding region: 1-1122 (373 amino acids)
Source: RefSeq, a predicted model, not a curated record